UAUCUCCACGGGAGUUAUCUUGUAGCAACGAAGCUGGUGCAUUGUGAUUAAAUAAAACUAAUCAUUUAUCCUUACUAUAGUUUUCAAGAAAUGAGCGGUGAAUCGAAUAAAAAAAGGAUAAAUAGUUGAAAAAAAUUAGAGAAAGAGGUAUCAAAAGAACAAGUCGUCAAUCUUCAAUGACAGAAAAUAUGAAAUGCAAUGAGGGACAGUACGUUAGUUUACUGAUGCCUGGAACAGAGAGGCGGAAGAUUUUUGGCCUGCUGGAAAAACCGGACUUCCCUGCCGCGACGACUCAAGCUUCUUACAAACUUUACGUGUGCGGAAGACCAGGCUCGGGUAAAACGUGGGCGAGGAGUCGCUUGGCAGGGCGUGAGGUCUGCAGUGAAGUGAGCGGCGAAGAAGCUGUGUCUGGCAUCGAAGCUAAUGUCAUUUACUGGCCUAUGAAGAUUAGCGGCAAGUCGAUACUUUUCCGCUUGGAGCUUUGGGAAGCAGGCGAAUGGAGUGUGAGGCGAUAUGAUCACAUUUUGCCCGCCUGUCGAGACGGCGUGAAUGGGGUGCUGCUGUGCUUCUCUAUCAACGACUCCCAAGGCUGGCAAGAGCUGCCGCGACUGCUGGCGACUUCAGUGCAGCCUGGCGAGAAGGCUACCGUCAUACCAUUGGCCACAAGGACGAGUGAGUCAAAUGGCGACUGGGAAGCAAGCCAAGCCGAUAUAAAAGCCCUGGAAGAACGUUGCAACGUGACAGUGUUGCGUAUGCCUCCGCCCACCGCCUGCAACCACGCGAGCUCGCGGCCCCAGCAUUCUGCGGACACCUUGGCGAGGGGCGGAGAUGCGAGGAGUAUGUUGUCGCAAGACGGCAUCACUGAUGAAAUAAGAGCCAUUGAACCUAUACUCAGUGCCAUCUGCUUGAAGCUUUGGCAGAAGGAGCAAGAAUUACUUAUGUCUAUAAAAUAGUCUUCGCGACAGAACUAACCGAAGGUUUCUGGGUUUUGAGGUUUAUGUUUGAUUUUCUUUUAAUAGCUGCAAUUAAUUUCUUUAUUAGUUAGCCUCUGUACUUCUAACGAAAUUCGAAUACUAGAUAGAGUAGCAUAAAUUCGCAUACCUUUUUAUUCGUUUCCUUUACAUUAAUUUUCGUGAACCAGCUUGAAAAAGAGUUAUUUGCAAAUAAAAUUUCAGUAUUUUCA
Messenger RNA from Hyalella azteca, 1183 nucleotides. RefSeq names its product ciliogenesis and planar polarity effector 2. The record is from RefSeq and is a predicted model, not a curated record. Gene Ontology annotation, molecular function: GTPase activity. The coding region runs from base 177 to 953 and encodes 258 amino acids. Lineage: Eukaryota; Metazoa; Arthropoda; Malacostraca; Amphipoda; Hyalellidae. The transcript has 5 exons.